AUGUACCAGUGUGAACGCCUCGACGGUUGCCAGACUAGUGAACAGCGUCACAGCCGACUGAUUUCGACGGAAAUAACCAACCUCAACGGCGCCUUUGGCACUCCUGACCAGAAGGAGGACACCCCACGCAAAACCUUCCUCAGUAACUACCGCGAGGUGCGCCACAUCAGCGAGUUCAAGGAGACCUUUGACGCCGGCAAGUUCAGGCUGCCCGUGAGCAUGCUGCACAACCACGCCCGCUAA
Molecule: messenger RNA, 243 nt
Organism: Acanthamoeba castellanii str. Neff
Lineage: Eukaryota; Discosea; Longamoebia; Acanthamoebidae
Exons: 1
Coding region: 1-243 (80 amino acids)
Source: RefSeq, a predicted model, not a curated record